This is a messenger RNA of Moneuplotes crassus, 1123 nucleotides long. Lineage: Eukaryota; Ciliophora; Spirotrichea; Euplotida; Euplotidae. The record is from the annotation of a GenBank genome assembly.
AAAUGCGACUAGCAAUAAGAAUACAUUCUUGUUUAGAGUGUUUCUAUCUGUCUAUCAUCCUUGGAUGUGUUGGAUUGCAAGUAGGAUUCUUGAAAUAUUUUGAAACCAGGUUAGAAGACAAAGGUAAUAAGUGGGCUGAACUAUGGUUAAAAGCAAUCAUUUUAUUUACUGGAGAGUCUCUUUGUUAUGCUUUUUAUCAAUGGCAAAUCUACUCAAACCCAGCACUCCCCUCGACAGAAGAGUUAAGACAAAGCCUGUUGCCAUCAUCAUCUCAAAAUUCAGUGCAAAAAUCCUUCAUAUUCAAAGCUUUUUGUGAGUGAGUAAUAAUUUUCUCGACCCAUGUUUCUUCAUUGUUUAUAUAAGUCCGGAUAUUUCCAACAUCAUUGAGCUGCUAAUGCUCCUUGCUCUAGUCAUUUGUUGCUGGAGUUAUGAUGUUGAUGGGUUAAAGAAAGCAACGAUGUACGGCGCAAUUGGUCUGAUCUGAAUUGGCAUCCUUGGAUGGUCUAUUUAUGGCAUAUGAUAUGAAUGACUAGGCUGGAGAAAAAUUGUAAAAGAUUCGCUUUGGGCUGUAAUACCGAGUGGUACCUUGAUAUGGAAAUUUAUGGAUGAAGAGAAAACAGUGAGGAGUAAUAAUAUAUCCCAAACUAAGCUAGUUGGAUUACAAGGCAUAUAUGGCCUUAUUAUGACCUUCAUUUGCUUCAUUAUUGUCUCAAUUACUCAAUGGUGGUUGUAUGACUUCAACGUAAGCCAAGUACUGCAAAAAUAUCAUGCAGUGGGCAACCUUCAGCACUUAAAUCUCCUCAACAUCCUCCUUCUACUCUCCCUACCCCUCUUACUCCUCUCUAUUGGAUUAAACAACACAACAAGAGUCUCAAACCUAAAGUACCCCACCCUCUUUCCAAACCCAGCAUCACCACCCACGUGCUUUCCAAACUAAAAAUCCUAUUCACCCUCUCUUCUUUCCCUCUAUAUCUUUGUUGGAUCCAUAUUACAGGCGCAGCGAGCAUUUUCCUUGGAGUAGUUACGUUUAUUUAUGUGAAGAGGAAAGAUCAAAGAGCUUCAGUGUAGAUUUGGAGGUAUGGAAGUUUUUGAUUAAUAAAUUCUUCAAAAUCGACUGUUAUUG